Messenger RNA from Babesia bigemina, 885 nucleotides. RefSeq names its product zinc finger, C3HC4 type domain containing protein, putative. The transcript has 2 exons. The record is from RefSeq and is a predicted model, not a curated record. Bases 1 to 885 code for a protein of 294 amino acids. Lineage: Eukaryota; Apicomplexa; Aconoidasida; Piroplasmida; Babesiidae.
AUGGCGUUUGCUGGGCUGCACGGGCAGCAGCACUAUGGCCGCGAUCUCGCGGAUGGGCUGCGGUUCCGAAGUGCUCUCUUCAAUCGCAUCGCGGACUUUUUCAUAGGAGUAGACACUUACAGGCAGAGGAGAGCGCGGCAGAGGGCCAACGAAGCCGACAUGGUGAUGGACUUCGUCGUCCUACACCCGCUUAAGGCGCUCACCUUCAUCAAGGGUUCCAUCAUCUGCGGCGCCUUAAUGAACGUGCUGCUAUACGUCCCCAACGAGACGGUACUCGGGCUAGUCGAGCCCCAGAGCGACCUUGGCGACUCAAUCGUGUGGUGGUGGUUGGCGUUCAACAAGCUACUGCACGCGCUCCAGAUCCCGGGCAGGAUAAUGGCGCUGUACACUAUGAGCCGUUUGUGGGGGAGGAGCAACCAGGAGAUCAUGUACUGCAUGUCCGUCCUUACGACCUCGCGGCUCUGGAACUGGUGCAGGCGGCUUAGCGUUCUCACGUACGCCUCGUAUGCCGCCGGCUUUCUUGCGUCCAGGCACCCCCGCGUUCAAGACCACGUGUUGUUGAACGGCUUUAUCCUAUACGUCUUUUCCAUAGUCACCAUGCGCGUGGCCUUCACCUUCGCAAUCUUCUACCACUGCUUCCCACCGACCCCAGCCAGGAACACACACAAGCCGGCCAAUAGGGAGGAAAUCGAUAGGUUGCCCGUGGUCCUCUACCGCGACAUGAAGGAGGACAACGCCACAAUGUGCAGGAUUUGUUUGGAGGAAUUCCAGCCGGAGCACCGCUUGCGUAUGCUGCGCUGUAAGCACGGUUACCACGUCGCGUGCAUAGAUGCGUGGCUGGCGCGCAGCAACAAAUGCCCGUGGUGCAUGUCUACCGUCAACUGA